CCCAAGUGUUAUAAGCAAGUUCACACGAAAGUACGAAAGUCUAUAAGAGUUUCUGCGGCUGUCGCAGUUACUUCCUAUAGUAUAUACCAUAACGGCGUGUAAUAAUUACUUUGUUUAGGCAACUGUUAGUAGUAGUAAUAGCAGCAAGUAGCAAACGGUGCUUGAUGAUUAAAUCGUCUCUAAUUGAUAAAUUCAUCAGUGAUAUACCGUAUACGUGUAAACUGUCUAUACCUGAGAGCGUAUCCGAUUACCUCGCCAACGUAUGCUUAAUAGUGAUAAUAUCAUUUUGAGAAAUUUCACGGAUCUUUUUAUACUGCCGCCAAGGUGGUGGUGUUAUAUUUAAGAGUAUGCAAUCGACUAUCGGAAAUACAGGCAGUCCUGGACGUACAGCUUGCUGCGAUCGUGAUCGUGAAAGACGCAUUAAUGAUGAUAAUGAGAGAAACGAUAGAAAUUCGAGCAAUUCCAAUUCGAUACAACAAUGUAACUCUUCUGCCCAGCCAUUAUCACUUGCACUUGAGGAUAGAGAACUUUGGACCAGGUUUCAGUGCAUUACCAACGAGAUGAUUGUUACAAAAAAUGGAAGGCGGAUGUUUCCUGUAGUGAAGGUAAUAGCAAGAGGACUUGAACCGACGGCUAUGUACACCUUGCUGUUGGAAUUUGUACAAAUUGACCCACAUAGAUGGAAAUAUGUAAAUGGGGAAUGGGUACCUGGUGGAAAAGCCGAGGUAGCACCACCAAAUCCCAUUUAUAUUCAUCCAGAGAGUCCAAAUUUUGGUGCACAUUGGAUGAAAGAAGCUGUAUCAUUUGCUAAAGUGAAAUUGACUAAUAAAUCUAACGGAAAUGGUCAGAUUAUGCUAAACUCGCUACAUAAAUAUGAGCCGCGAGUUCACCUAGUUCGAGUUGGUGCCGAAGAACAAAGAACGGUUCUUACCUAUAGAUUUCCAGAAACACAAUUUAUUGCUGUGACGGCCUAUCAAAAUGAAGAAGUAACUACUUUAAAAAUUAAAUAUAACCCAUUCGCUAAAGCAUUUUUGGAUGCGAAGGAAAGACCGAGCGAUACUCAGUCAUAUCCCCAAUGGGCUUAUUCAAUAUGCUUUAGGUGGCCCAUUGAUAGAAAUCGUGUAGAUCUCAUAGGCAAAGAGUUAUUCGCGAUGAAACGCAAUGAGAAUAAUUGAGAAAUAUAUUAUUGUUUAAAACUAUUGACGCAAGAGGAGUUCAUUGAGUUUCAGAAAUUGGUUUUAAAAUGCAGAUUCUGAAUUGAUAAAUAAAAAUAUCUUGAUAAACUAAUGUCACGUCAUCAUAGGAUUUAAAUACGAAUUUCACUGAACUACUUGCACCGGGUGAGAUUUGACUAGUAGAUGUACAAGGAGAGUUCUGGCUCAAGAUUCCUGCAGCGAUACGUUACCGACCUCUGGGUUUGCGUCCGUGCUUAGUUAGCGAUGUUGGCGCCCCCUGUGGAUAGUAAGUUAGGGCGAUUGGGCCCCCUAUGAAAGAUUUCUGCUUACCGACGCCUCCGGAAUUUUGAAGAGGGUGCCGCGCGCACAAGUCGAUGGCGCCAACCCCCUUCAUCGGCUAAUGUCAUCGGAAGGGGGCCUUGGUUUUACGUCAGCUUUCAGGCGUUUUACGGCAGAUUUCAGAAGUUUUACAUCAGACGUAAUUGAGUACAUUCUAGAUCCUUCUAUUGCAACCCCACCUUAGUCUCAUCCCUGACACAUUGACCUCGCACGUGGAAGCGGUGGAUUUCAAAGGAGAUGAUCGGCAACGUUACCGAAUUUUGUACUUGCGAUCCUCUGGCAGCUGCUAC
This is a messenger RNA of Cephus cinctus (wheat stem sawfly), 1804 nucleotides long. RefSeq names its product T-related protein. The transcript is spliced from 5 exons. Lineage: Eukaryota; Metazoa; Arthropoda; Insecta; Hymenoptera; Cephidae. Bases 348 to 1175 code for a protein of 275 amino acids. The record is from RefSeq and is a predicted model, not a curated record. Gene Ontology annotation, molecular function: RNA polymerase II cis-regulatory region sequence-specific DNA binding; DNA-binding transcription factor activity, RNA polymerase II-specific. Gene Ontology annotation, biological process: heart morphogenesis; regulation of transcription by RNA polymerase II; cell fate specification. Gene Ontology annotation, cellular component: nucleus.